CAUACGAGACUAGCUGAAAUCCGCUGAUGGGCCAUCUUUAGGAAAGGCUACAUAAGCCGAACUUUCUCACGGGCCACAACUGUGUUUCGUCUCUUUACCCAUUGCCGCAAAUUCUUGAGGCACAUGGUUACCAAGAUGCGAUUCUUCGCUCUCUUUAUUGUGAUUGCGGUCAGUGGCUGCGCUGGCAAGUCCGUCGAAGGACCCCGCCGUGCCAUCGUAUCGAUUUUGAAUGAUGGAAUCAAUGGCAAAAUCAUCUUUGAGCAGGCUUCCCCUAAAAGCCCGGUGAAGAUCCGCGGCACUGUCUACGGCUUGGAGCCCGGCAUGCAUGGCAUGCACGUGCACGAAGGCCAACAGCUGGGAGCUGAUUGUCACCAGGUUGGCCCUCACUUUAAUCCGACCGGUAAACAACACGGAGGACCCCGCGAUGCUAACCGUCACGUUGGUGACUUGGGCAACAUCAGGGCCAUGCCAUCCGGCCAGGUUUCCCGGGCAGAAAUCAGUAUCCUGUCCCAGGUGAUGUCCUUGUACGAAGACCAGCAAAACAGCGUUCUCAACCGUGCUCUGGUAAUUCAUGCCAAUGCCGAUGAUUUGGGUCGUGGUAACGGCCCCGAAAGCCUUAAAACUGGCAAUUCGGGUGCUCACAUCGCCUGUGGUCUGAUCUCUUCUGUCGAUGUCGAUGAACAAAAUAUCGAAAUUGAUGAACAACUAGUCAGUGGUCAUCCCCAACAUGGAAACCACGGACAUAACCGUAGUCAGAAUGGUAACACACACUCUGCUGAGAGCAAGCCAUUGAGAAGUUUGGAGGAUUGGUCUUCGUUUGAAACCAUCAAACCCGCUAAACCCCACGAUGGUUUCGAACUGAAAACUGCUGUUCCUACCCACAACGUUUGGAAAGUUGGUCGCGUCUACGAGUAUGACUACUCUGGUUUCCUUUCAACCGGUAUGAUGGGAAUCAGCCCCAUUAUCUCUGGAGGAUCAAUUUCAGGCCGUCUGAUCGUUGAACCCGUGGAUCACAGCACCAUCAACAUUGCCUUCACCAAUCUGAGUGGAAAAAUGUUCAAUGAAGCUGUUCUGGAAGAAUUCGUUAAGGCUGAUCCCGGCAUCAACGUCCCCUUAAUGGAUAAGGAACACCUUGUUAAACCCAUUCAGAUGAAGAUUGUCAAUGGCAGGAUCGAAAAUGUCGCCAUCAGCAAGUCGGAACCUCUGUGGACUGUCAACUUCAAGCGCGCCGUUGCCGCCCAACUGCAACUACAGCUCGAUGGAGCUUCUGGUGUCUUCCACAAAGAAGAGCACAGCGCCUAUUACGCCGAGAACACCGUCUACUACACCAUGGAGGGUUGUACCAGUGGUGAAUGUCAGACCUGGUAUCACAUUAGCCGCAUCCCCAAGCAGCAGUUGGUUUCCAACCCACAAUUGCUGGCUGUACCUGAGCUCUGCGAGGGUUUCCCCGUUUAUGAAAUCGUCAAGAACCGUGAUUUUGACAAAUGCAAAAACCUGCCCGUCUUUAACUAUAUCAGCACCCCCGGUAUGCAGUGCGACGUCACUAGCGGCGCAAGCUGUCAGAACGAGUGGGCGCAUGUGGAUCUUGUCAGGAUUCUCGGUUGUAAAAUCAACGAGGAGACUUUCAUCGUUCAACGCAUCAAGACCAUGGAUCGUUUGGUUACCAAGCCUCUUGCUUAUGAAACUGAGGCCCUUGAAGGCUUGACCAUUCAGAAAAUAGAGUUGGUGGACAUCAAGAACCAGAAAAGCGAUCAUACCAUGAUGAAGAUGCCCGCUGAUGUCCAACAUUACAAAUCCUUGACUUACGCUUACGAUGAAGAACACGCCACCGAAGGUUCUCGUAUGAGUCAGCCUGGUCUUCGCGAUAUCAACACACCGUUGGUGAUGAAUGUUGAAAAAGAAAAAGCUAUCAAGGAAGCUGAUCGUUUGUUGUCGGAGAUCCUUCGUGAUAUUGAAGGCACUGAAUACUACACCGAUCCCAGUGGCAAGUUUGUCGCUGACAAAAUCGAAAUGAUGCGUAAAGCCAUCUCCAACUUGGAGUUCCCUGAGCUUUCCGCUUUUGUUUCCAAACAUUUGAGCAAGGAAAGUGAUGAAUGGAGCCCCGUCAGCCAAGUGAUCUUGGAUGCUUUGGUCAUUUCUGGAACCAACCCUUCGGUGAUGAUCGUUCGCGACUGGAUCCUUAAGGGACGUCUUCAAGGAGAACAGGCUGUCAUUGCUAUUUCCACGCUUCCGGCUACCAUCAAGACCCCCACGAAGCAGCUUUUGAUCAACUUGAUUGAACUGAUGAAAUCCGAAGUGGUGACAAGCAACAGAGACUUGAAAUUCGCCACAGCCUUGUCCGUUUCACGUCUCGUCUACCAGGCUUGUGUCAACAGCACCACGAGUACCAAUUUGUUCCCCAAGAUGGUUAUGGGCGAAUUUUGCUCUGUCCGCGACCCAUUGGUGACUCGCCAGUUGGUUCCUUGGCUAAACGAACAGCUGAAGAAGGCCACCGAUGACGUUGAGCGCAUUGCCAUGAUGGCUGCUUUGGGUAACAUCGGUCACGAGGUUAUCAUCCCUUCGAUUCUGCCGCACAUCAGCAGCUGCGAACCCAGCAGCCAUUUCGAAGCCCAGUGGUACGAACGCCAUCGACGCUCAAUGCGCGACGACGAAGAACCGAUGAUCAAGAAAGAAUGGAGAAAGAAGUGGCUGACUUACAAGAAAAAGCACCACAACAAGGAAGCUUCCGUCGAAGAAUUGUUGGACCAAUUUGAAGAAGAACUCCGCAGUGAGAUGGAGGAGGAAAAAACUGGUAAAAGCCAGAAGAAGACUCACAGGCCAGAACAUAAAAAAGAGAACAAGAAAGAUAACAAGAAAUCGGCCAAGUUGAGCAAGAAGGAUGAAAAGAAAGAACGCAAAGCUGCCAAGAAAGAUGGGAAAGAGUAUGAAGAAUUGGAGGAAGAUAUCAAGAUGGACGAGAAGGAAGACAAGGAAGCCUUCAAAUCCGCCAAAAAGGAAGAAAAAGAUGAAUUCAAGUCAGGCAAAAAAGAGGAAAAGAAGGAAAUCAAAUCAAUGGUGAAAGAAGAGAAACAGGAAAUUAAAAAAAUGAAAUCCGAAAUCAAGACUGAAAAAUCCAAUGAAAAGGAAUUCGAACUGUUUAACGAAUUCACCGACGAGGAAGACGUUGUUACCGAUUUCGAAGAAGAUGUAGAAGAAGAAGAGGAUUCGCUAUCGAUGGAGGAUGUCGAAGACAUGGCUGCCUGCAACAUUUUGCGCACCAAAGCCAUCUACGCCUUGUCCACCAUGGCCGUCAAUAAGCACGAAAUCGUCUCCAAAAUUCUGAUGCCCGUCUAUUUCAACAAGGCCGAAGAAACUGAGAUCCGUUUGGCCGCUUUGUCUCUGCUCUUCAUCAGCAACCCACCUGUGGCUUUCUGGGAACGCGUCGCUCUCAGCACCUGGGUCGAAUCUAACGAUCAAGUUUCUCACUACAUUUACACCACCAUUGCCAGCUUGGUGAGCAACAAAGAUCCUAAACGCCGCGACAUUACUCAGCGUGCUGAAUCGGUCUUGCCCAUGAUGAAGCCGAUGCGCUGGACUUCUUUCGUUUCGUCUAACUACCUUAAGGCCGGUUACGAGGAGAAGACCCGUCUCGGUUACUUGACCAAGACGGUCAAUUUCCCUGGAUACGAAUCCUUCAUCCCAUCAAACCACUACAAUAGUUUGUACCUCACUUUUGGCCCUUGGUUCACUCGUCUGUUUGACGUUUCCAUCAACAGCAAGCAGCCAGAAAAGUUCCUCGACAAAUUGCUGGGCAAAACUUUCCUCCGUGGAAAAUCCAACAAGGACGAGUCGUUGCACACUCAUCCCGAUCUAGAGAAGAUCCAAAAAGAACUCAAAAUUGAGGCUCGUGCCACCGGUCAACCCGAGAUUUUCAUCUACGUCAACUUCAUGGACAAUUACCAACGGUUCUUGGCCAUCACUCCUUUGAGCAUUGAGAAAAUGGUGGAGAAAUUGAUCCGCAAUAGCGUUGAACGUAGCGCUAGGAGCGAAUCCUCCUUCAGCGUACACAAAGUAUUGCCCAUGAUCGAUAUUUUCGUUCGCGUUCCGUCAGCCAUGGGUCUCGCUUAUUCAGGCAUCGGUCAAGUCCGUCUCUUUGCCUCUGUCAAGACCGAUACUCGCACCAAUGUAGACUUUAAAUCGAUGAAAUCCUUGAGGGCUCAAACCGAAGGCACCAUCAUGCCCGUCUUCAAUUUGGAUAUCUGCAACAAAAUCACUCUUGAGAUGCCCUUCAGCCGCUCUUAUCCGACUGCCGGAGUUCAUGUUGAAAUGAUCGUUGCUAUGCCUGGCCGUUUCUCCAUCAUUGCCGAUAUGGACAAGGCCAAUAUUGAGACCAGCUGGGAAUUUUUGGGUGGCAAAUUGCGUCUAGCUCGCCACGCCGUUAUCCCAUACACCACCAUCCGCAAACUGGGUGAUUACACUCCGUCCUUGCUCCUACCUGAAACAAAACCCAUCAUGCUUCUAAACAAACCUCUGCAGACUGAAACUCCUUUCGGUGGACAAGCAUUGGGUUUGAACAUGUUGUUGACUGAACGCGGUGACGUUCAGGCUUUGCGAGCCCCCAACGCUUACAACCAAGAUUGGUUCGGUUACUUGCUCUUCAGCGCUCUGCCAUCCACUCUUCGCUAUCACGAGACCAACCUCUUUUUGGAUCAGGCAAAAUCUGAGACCAAGAUCAUCAAGAGCUCUUUCUCCAUCGUUGUCAAACAGGGUGAAGAGGUCAAUUCUGAGCUGCUAGAAGAGGAAGAACGUGAAAACAAGGGUCUAAUGAAGAAGAUGAAGAAGGUUGAUGAAAGAGACAUUUUCGAGCAAUUCGGUAGAAAAGAGCGCAAAUUCCAGGAACUUUUCCAUCAGAUGGCAGAACCUGUUGGCUAUUCUUUGGAAAUGGCCAUUGAGUUAGUUGGCAGUGCCAAACCUCGUGUGUUCGGUACCUCUCUUUCUUACGGAGUUGGAGAUUACGGUCGGUCUCACCGCGGUAGUCUCAAGGUGGAGAAACGUUUCGAAUCGGAGAUGGGAGAAAACUUUGUUUUGUGUGUCGAUGUUGACGCUAAACUGCCCAGACCAUCUGUAGUCCGCCGCGAAGAAUUCUUGCGCGAUGACAUUUCACGCACCUCCUCCAUCAAGAUUGGAUUCGGCAAAUCUUGCACUGACGAUCGCAAGAUCAUCAUCAACGCACAAAUGGCCCGCAGUGAGGACGAGAUCCCUUCAACCAUCCAAUCCCAGAUGCAGGAGCGUCAGUGCGCCAAACAGGAAUUGUUCGGUCGUGGAGUUAGCGAAGAAUGCCUGUCCACUCGUCGCUUGGCUGCCAUCCUCAACAAGGGUGUGGUGACCAUCGACUACAACGAGAUGCCCGGAGUUGUACGCAACGUGACUACCAAGGUGAGCAACCUUUUCCGUCGCUGGAUGGGCGAACACAUGUCGGACAACCAGGUGGACGUUAAGAAUACGGCCAGCCAAAUCCGCAUUGAAACCGUUUACUAUCCUAUCAUUGGUUCCAUGGAUCUGCGUGUCUACAAACCUGAAUCGAAUACAUUCUACCAUGGCAUCAAUAUCCAUCCUUUGGCCGAAGCCGUUCUGCCCUUCAAUCCUCGUCUUACCGCUUUCCGUGCUGUUUAUGGUGGCCCAGGUCUCUGCAUGGUCGAUCGCGAUUCCGUUACUACCUACGAUGGACUCACCUACAAUACCUCCAUCGAAGGAUGCGACCAGCUCAUCACUAAGGACUGUUCCGGUCGUUAUAAAAUGGCCGUUUUGGCUCGUGAAGAAAAGAACGCAAAGGUUGUGACCGUGUACCUGAACCGUGAAAAGAUUGAGAUCAAUCCCGCUCAAAAGAAGGCCAAGGUCAAUGAAGUGGAACACGUCUUUAACGACGUUUCCCGCGUUUACCAGGUCAGGGAUGUGGAUCAGGACAUUAUUGCCCUUAUCCGCAUGACCAGUGAUGGAUUCAUGGAAGUGGACUCACCGAGCCAUUUGAUCCGCGUAACUGCAAGUGCCGAAGAGGUUAUUCUCUUGAACUCCCCCAUUCAUCGUGGACGCUUGUGUGGCCUCUGUGGUUCCCAGACUGGCGAUAAGAUCACUGACCUUGCUGGACCCAAAAAAUGUCCUCUGCCUGAAAACCUGAUGAGUGUUGCUUACGAACUGAGGCAACCGGCUGGGUGCAAGAGCGUUCAAACACCUGGAGAAAAAGAGGUUCUACGUCGUAUUCAGGACAAAUGCAUCAAAGAAGAAUCGCAUGCUGUCUUUGGACUGACCGAUAGACGUCCCAUGGCACCCAUGUUCCAGCAGCAUGUCCUGUCAAUGGGCAUCCGCAGCGCCGAAACUGACUGUGAUCUCUCCCGCAACCGCAUGAUUCAUCGUGGACGUAAGCGCUGUUUCUCAGUCGAGCCGGCCCUGAAGUGCUCAGCUGGCUGCCAGCCAGCUGAAUUUGAAACUGUCAAGAUGGGAUUCCAUUGCCUUCCAAGCGGACCGCUAUCCGAUCAGCUGAAGGAGGCCCUACCCAUCCGUCCAUUGGACGAGUUGGCCGGAAUGGAGGUGACCAAUAUGGCUGUCUUGCGCGUGCCUUCUUCCUGCACUCCUUCUAGUGUCCGUGUGGAAGACAAAGAGCCUAAAUCGCAUCGUCAUCACUAAAAUACUACAGUGAACUGUUUGAACUGACUUGGACUAGGGAAUAAUGGCUGGUUCACCCCAUUUAUUCAUUUAUUUCGAGAAAAAUAGUAAUUAUUUUAACGUGUAUUGUAAUUGGGGAAAAACAUCAAUGGAAAUAUAAAGAUAUACAAUGAAA
Messenger RNA from Daphnia magna, 6814 nucleotides. Its product is annotated as vitellogenin. NCBI's taxonomy places the organism in Eukaryota, Metazoa, Arthropoda, Branchiopoda, Diplostraca, Daphniidae. Gene Ontology annotation, molecular function: lipid carrier activity; metal ion binding. The coding region runs from base 124 to 6660 and encodes 2178 amino acids. Gene Ontology annotation, biological process: lipid transport; superoxide metabolic process. The transcript is spliced from 16 exons. The record is from RefSeq and is a predicted model, not a curated record.